This is a messenger RNA of Triticum dicoccoides, 1510 nucleotides long. RefSeq lists its product as uncharacterized. The record is from RefSeq and is a predicted model, not a curated record. Lineage: Eukaryota; Viridiplantae; Streptophyta; Magnoliopsida; Poales; Poaceae. The transcript has 11 exons. The coding region runs from base 41 to 1240 and encodes 399 amino acids.
AUUCGUGGGUCCCAUCCCACCGGCGCGGCGCCCUCCAUGUAUGUAUGUAGUCCCUCUCCCUCCCUGCCGCAUCGUUCCUGAACCCCAAUCCCCAGCCCCAAAUCGGCGACCGUCGGGGAUGAGGACGCGAGCGGCGGAGUGCGGCGAGGAGCUGCGGCUGUCCGUCCCCGGAGAGUACCCCUGCGUCCGGCGGUUCCGUUACCGGCGGCUCCUCACUUUCCUCUGGCUCCAAGGCUAUGGCUACACCUUCGUUGCGAUGCUGAGGCAGACGAACGCCUACCUGUGCGUGUUCCAUCUGAAGCACCUGGUGUCGCAGGGGCAGUGGACCGAAGCCCUGGAGUACAUCAUCCCACGCUUCCUGCCGCGAGUCCCCCGUUCGCCGCCGAGCCUCGAGGCCCGCGUCCUCGUCAAGUUCCUCCGCACGCAGCGCUUGUUCGAGCUGGAAGUAGUCAGGCACCUGGACGAGCAUUCUCUGGACCGGAGAGCCAUGUGGGCUAGAGCAGCGGAGAUCGUCGGGGACUUGGCCAACAGGACUCCGGAGUUCAGAGACCGGCUGCUACUGCCGGACGGCCCGAUGGGUCCGCAGCACGUCCUCCCCAUCGGCUUCGGCUUUGCUCCUUUCCGUCGGAGGCGGCACGUCAAGACCCAUAUCCGUCCUACCGGCAAGCUUGCACGUCAUCGACAUACCCGUCGGGUAGCUAAACUCUAUUUUGACAAGAGGAUGAGCCUGGCUUCUUGCAGCCACAGCACCCAGGAGUUGGCACCUGAAGUCAUAGCUAAGGCGCGGGAUGAUUGGUUUAGGAGAAUUAUGGAGGAAUGUGUUAAAGCUGCUACAUGUCCGGAGCUUAAUGAAGGGCGUGCACUUCAAUCGAGUGCGCGGGGAGGUACCAUGACAUAUCCUGCUAAAAAUUCGGAGGUCAUAUCUACUGCAGAUGCAGGCACAGGUGGAGAAGUUUGUUUUAUCAAGAGUGCUCGUCAGGGUUCCCGUCCAAGAAAGAGGCCAGCACCAGAACAGCCUGUGGACUAUUUAGCUAGAAAAAGGCAACUGACUGCUGGGGCCCAUUGUGAAGCAAACACAGCUCAAGAAGUUUGUUUUACUGAGAGUGCUCGUCAGGGUUCCCAUCCAAGAAAGAGACCAAUGACAGAACAGAUGGAGGACUGUCUAGCUACAAAGAAGCAACUGACAGCUGGGGAUAAUGGUGAAGCAAGUGUCAAAGCUCAGUCGUCCUCGACAGUCUGAUAGUGUGCUUUUGACCGGACAAAGCGAUGCUGUUGGAACACGAUGUUGUUUUGAUGCAUUUGCUGCUUUGGUUCUGUAGUUACCUACUUCAUCCAGGCUUGGAAGCCUCCUACAACAUUUGAGUUCAUGCAAUUUAUGCCACUCUGUUAGUAUUACUGAUUCGAGAUACAGUACAAAGUAAUCCCGGUGAAAACUUAUGCAAUCAUGCCACAGAUUAGCCUUGAUCCAUUCUCAUUGCCCGUCAGAUAAUCGACAUUGUGUACUUUUCCC